Molecule: messenger RNA, 2588 nt
Organism: Aedes aegypti (yellow fever mosquito)
Lineage: Eukaryota; Metazoa; Arthropoda; Insecta; Diptera; Culicidae
Gene: PNPase
Product: polyribonucleotide nucleotidyltransferase 1, mitochondrial
Exons: 4
Coding region: 135-2468 (777 amino acids)
Biological process (GO): mitochondrial RNA 3'-end processing; mitochondrial mRNA catabolic process
Cellular component (GO): mitochondrion; cytosol
Molecular function (GO): 3'-5'-RNA exonuclease activity; polyribonucleotide nucleotidyltransferase activity; RNA binding
Source: RefSeq, a predicted model, not a curated record
GCAGUGCGUCGAAGAAAACCAAUAAGAAAACUCGUGCGCGAAAUGUGUUUUCGUAAUACCGUAACAUAGAAAAUAAUUAAGAUUAUAAAAUUUAACUGUUAAAUUGUGACUAAAUCGAAUCAAAUUGACGGGAAAUGUUGCAGUGCAUCAGGGCUAGCAGUUGGCAGCGAUACAGCUUGCGGCACGUCGGAAAUACAUUUCCUGGACACCGGAGGUUAAACUCAACACUCGAAACGCCCGAUGUUGAUGUCGCUUUGAGCACGGGCCGCGUGAUUCGCAUUUCCUCGGGCAAGUAUGCUCGAUUCGCUGACGGUUGUUCCGUGGUCAGCGUAGGCGAUACGGCUGUGAUGGUGACAGCAGUGGCCAAACCGAAGCCUUCCGGCGGCAAUAAUUCAUUUCUACCGUUGGUGGUGGAUUAUAGACAGAAGGCGGCAGCCGCCGGAAGGAUUCCCACCAACUUCCUGAGGAGAGAACUAGGUCCUUCGGAGAAGGAAAUACUUGCGGCACGAUUGGUGGACCGCUCGAUAAGGCCGAUGUUCCCGGCCGAAUACCGGAGCGAUACCCAGCUGGUGUGUAACAUGUUGGCCAUCGAUUCGAGUAACUUGCCGGAUGUGCAAGCCAUCAAUGCGGCCAGUGCAGCGCUGGCUUUGAGCGAUAUCCCUUGGAAUGGACCGAUUGGAGCCGUGAGGGUUGGCUUGGUGGACAACGAAAUUAUCAUUAAUCCGACGAGGAAAGAGCUUCAGUUGUCGUCGCUGGAUUUGGUUGUGACGGCGGCAAAGCAGAAUCUGGUGGUCAUGCUGGAAGGAAGAGGAAAUGUGGUGAACGAAAACGAACUUCGGAUGGCGAUCAAGAAGGGAACUAAGGAAGCUCAGUUGAUCAUCAACGGGAUUGAGAAGUUGCAAAAGUCUUUUGGAAAACCGAAAAGGACAUUGGAUCCGUUACCACAGGCAGCGGAAGAGAUUGAAGCUGCUGUCAGGACAAUGGCCGAGAUGAGACUGCGAGAGAUUUUCAGGGAUUUCGCUCACGAUAAGCUAAGCCGGGAUCAGGCUGUAACGAAUUCGAGAACUGAUACAAUCGAUAAGGUUUGGUCGAGUUACCCGAAUGUGGAUCCAGCUUUAAUUACGGAUUGUUUCAACCGAUUUAGCAAAACCGUGUUUCGAGAGAUGAUUUUUGAAGAAAAUCGUCGAUGCGAUGGGCGGCAGUUGGACGAUUUACGGAAGAUUUCCUGUGGUGUGAAUCUACACAAACCGUUGCAUGGUUCGGCGCUGUUUCAGCGCGGCCAAACGCAGGUCUUUGCCACCGUGGCGUUAGAUUCACACGAAAGUGCUUUAAAACUAGACCCAAUAACGUCCCUCGAUAUGGGCGUGAAAUCGAAGAAUUUCUUCCUGCAUUACGAGUUCCCACCAUAUGCCACAGGAGAAACGGGAAAGAUUGGUCCCGUGGGCAGAAGAGAAAUCGGCCAUGGAGCACUGGCCGAGAAGGGUCUAGUCCCCAUUAUUCCUCACGAACAUCCGUUUACAAUUCGGCUCACAGCGGAAGUGCUCGAAUCGAACGGGUCUAGUUCGAUGGCGACGGUUUGCGCUGGAUCAAUGGCACUGAUGGAUGCUGGCAUCCCGGUACAGGAAGCAGCAGCCGGUGUGGCAAUCGGACUGGUUACCAAGUAUGAGAACAACGAUACGAAACAUUUGCAGGACUAUAGGAUACUGACAGAUCUGCUGGGUAUCGAGGACUAUAUGGGCGAUAUGGACAUGAAGGUUGCGGGGACGCGAAGGGGCAUGACGGCGAUCCAGGCGGAUAUUAAGGUGCCGGGAAUUCCGUUGAAGGUCGUAAUGGAAUCUCUGCAGAAGGCAAUGGAAGCUCGCUUCCGGAUACUAGACAUCAUGGACGAAACGAUUGCCAGCGCGCGGACGUUGAAGAAAGACUGCUGGCCAGUGACGGAUCAGCUGCAGAUUGAGCCGCACCAACGCUCCAAGCUGGUUGGUCCCGGGGGAAUCAACAUUCGGCGGUUGUACCUGGAGACGGGUGUUCAGUUGAACCAGGAAGACGAACACACGUUUCGGAUAUUUGCCCCUUCGGAGGCGGCCAUGCACGAAGCUAAAGAAUACCUGGAAAGUUUGAUGAAGGUGGAGAAGAUUCCGGAUCUGGAGUUCGGUGCCAUCUAUACGGCCAAGAUUGUGGAACUAAAGGAUACCGGAGUGAUGGUGACGCUGUACCCGUCGAUGCCGCCGGCGCUGUUGCACAACUCGCAGUUGGAUCAACGGAAGAUUGCUCACCCUUCCGCACUGGGACUGGAAGUUGGUUCCGAAAUUCAGGUCAAGUACUUUGGCCGAGAUCCGGUAUCCGGAUUCAUGCGUCUCUCGAGGAAAGUUCUCCAAGGCCCUGCCACAGGUAUGAUCCGAAAUCUAGAUCGAAGUGCUUCUUCAAGUAGUUCCAACGGUACGUCCGAUACUUCCGAAGGGAAAUCCUAGCUUUAUUUGCAAUAGUGCCCCUUAUAUGUACCAAGGUGUGUUCAUCUAUGGCUUGAAUUGCCAAUCGGAUGUAAACUGUGUAAAUAAUUCCGUGUGAUUAAACGUAACUAGUAACUCAAA